AAGUGUUUGGUUUGACCAUGUCAGAGGCUGGUACGAGCACAGAAACUACUUCAAUAUUCAGUUCAUGAUGUAUGAGGAGAUGAAGAAGGAUCUCAGAAGUUCUGUGUUAAAACUCUGCAAAUUUCUGGGUGAAGACCUGAGUGAGGAGGUUGUGGAUGCCGUGGUGAGACAGGCCUCGUUUGAGAACAUGAAGGAUGACCCGCUAGCAAACUUUGAAAACACACUCUACAGGGGCUUUGGGCCAAAACUACAGGAAGGCCAUUUCCUUCGCAAAGGUACCAUUGGAGACUGGAAAAAUCACAUGACUGUCCAGCAGAAUGAAAGAUUUGACAAGAUUUUCCAAAAGCAGAUGAAAGAUUUUCCACUGCAGUUCAUCUGGGAUGUAAAUGAAUCACAGAAUUAAGCUUAGCACACAGAAUCCUAAGAAAGCACCUUCAGCAGGAAAUACAUUAAAUCUUA
Molecule: messenger RNA, 459 nt
Organism: Lemur catta (Ring-tailed lemur)
Lineage: Eukaryota; Metazoa; Chordata; Mammalia; Primates; Lemuridae
Product: amine sulfotransferase-like
Exons: 3
Coding region: 65-403 (112 amino acids)
Biological process (GO): sulfation
Cellular component (GO): cytoplasm
Molecular function (GO): sulfotransferase activity
Source: RefSeq, a predicted model, not a curated record